UUUUGUCAUAAAUAAACCACCAUUUAUGUACUUUUAUUUAUUCAUUAUUAAACAAAAGUAGUACCCUGUAUGCGUGUCUAUGGAGUUUACGAACGGACAUUGAACCACGGCCAUCUGAUACAAUUUUAUAGGUUAGAUUUUUAAUUUUCUGAAAAUGCACAUAUUUAAAGAACUUAUAAAAGGUAAUAGAUUUAAUUUAAUCAACUCCUUCUCCAGAAUGACGUAUGCAAAAGCUACAGUUUUGGGUGGUGCCUUAAAGAAGAAGAAAGGGGGUAAAGGAGGGCCCAUGACAGAAAAGCGAGUAUUGCCAGUGGAGACUGAUCCUGAAAGAUUAGUUAACUAUGCAUGCGGGACUAAUAUUUUUAAAACUGGAGAGGAUGUAAAAUUGUUACCGGAUAGCGAGUAUCCUACUUGGCUAUGGGAUGUUCGCACUGGACCUCCACCACCUUUAGAAGAACUUGAUCCUAAUUCAAAAGAAUAUUGGAGACGGGUGCGUAAAAUGGCAAUUAAGAGGAACACACAGCUUGCACGAAUAAAUAUGUUAAAGUAAAUUUUUGGUAGGUACUUGUAGUUAUACUAAGAGAAUAAAAUUAUGAUGUUGCUUAGCCUAGGGUUCUAAUUUCAGAUGUAAAUUUAAUGUUUUGGUCAUAAUUAAAUUAUGUUUGUUUUACUGAG
Photinus pyralis (common eastern firefly) is the source of this 675-nucleotide messenger RNA. It is a transcript of the gene mRpL54, whose product is annotated as 39S ribosomal protein L54, mitochondrial. Lineage: Eukaryota; Metazoa; Arthropoda; Insecta; Coleoptera; Lampyridae. Bases 155 to 550 code for a protein of 131 amino acids. The record is from RefSeq and is a predicted model, not a curated record. Gene Ontology annotation, molecular function: structural constituent of ribosome. Gene Ontology annotation, cellular component: mitochondrial large ribosomal subunit. The transcript is spliced from 2 exons.